CUUUUCUUUUUUUUUACUUAGAAAAAAAAAGCCUCCCUAUUAGGUUUCUUUUUUUUUAAACACACAAAGCUCAUUUAUACAAAAAAAAAAAAUCUUUUUUACCUAAAAACCCACAAAAAAAAAAGUCUUUAUUUCUAUACCCACCUAUACUCAUUUUUUUUUGUAACUAAAUGUUUGAAAAAAGUGAAAAAUUCCCUGAAGGAUGGUUCUUCAUCAAGAACAACAGCAACGGUUAUGUUUUAAUGGUUGAUAACGAAUCCCAGGAAGCCGGUAGCCCUGUUGUACUCGCUACUUUGCGUACAAAGGACUAUAAUUCUCAACUUUGGCGACAUGAUCCCAAAGGUUAUCUUGUCAAUAAAAAAUCAGGUCAAGUGAUGGAUAUCGCAAAGGGCACACCAAAGGCAGGCGUCGAUAUUGUGCAACGCGUUCAAUCCACCGAUGUCAAGGAAGACGUAAACUAUCAAACUUUUGGUCUCUCCCCUUACGGUCAUGUAUACUUAGUCAAUAAGCCCACACUCAUUCUCGGCAUCAAGGAGUCUUUCUUUGCUCGUCGUGAAGGACUUCAUGUUCACCUCCAACUUGUCGAUAAACGUCACCUUGACCGUAAGGAGCAACGUUGGGAUUUCGUACUCCCUAUUGUCAAGGAAAGAGCUGUCGAAAGAAGCCCUAGUUCUAGUACUAUCAAAAGCGUUACCCCUAGUGUCAAGGUUCCUGCUGUUACUCAAAUCAAGGAAGAUGAUGCCCGUUCUAUUCGCUCUACCGCUGACUCUUGCACUAGUCUGGACCAUGACGACGCCAACGCUGUUCCUUGUGGUUCCUUCCCCGAGACCCCCUUCUUUUUAAAGUCGGAUGCCUCUGGGCUCUACAUCAGUGUCGAAGUCGCCACUUCCAUGACUUCUGGUACCCAACUUACAAUCGAUGCUCUUCGUAAAAGAGCCUAUGACAGUCAACUCUGGACUUACGAACAUGCCACUCAUCAUAUCGUCAAUAAGAAUUCUGGGUUGAUUCUCGGUAUCGAAUCAAACUCCAUUAAGGAUGGUGCAGAUAUUAUCCAAUCCACUCCAUCAAAUGAAAAAUCCCAAACCUGGAUCUUGUCUCCUGAGGGAGAGCUUACUUUGAAAAGUGAUACGAGCUACGUGAUUGGUUUCAAAGAAAGUUGGUUCGGUAGCCGUGAAGGUGCUCAUCUCCAUCUUCAAAAGAGAAAGCAAGGUCACGGACAUCAAAAGUUCACUGUCGUCUUGCCCAUCUUCAAGAAGUCUGAAACCGUAAAGACUGAAUCAAGAGGCGUAUUCCCUAAUGGUUGGUUCUUUGUAAAGUCUCAAGCUAGAGGUCUCGUGCUUACCGUCACAGAGUCUGGUGUUAUUGCUGCCGAAGUAGCUGCUCAAAAAUUGGAUACUUCAAACUACUCCCGUCAACUCUGGAAGUACAGUGAAGGUUAUAUCAUUAACAAGGCUUCUGAUAUGGUUCUUGAUAUCCGUGGUGGUUCCAUCACUAGCGGUGCAGGUAUCUGUCAAUAUAAGCAAAAGAGCCACGAAAACCAAAAUCAACAAUGGGCUUUAUCCCCCGAGGGUAUCAUUUUCCCUCAAGCCAACAAGAACCUUGUCUUGACUGUCAAGGAAAACGAAACUGUUCGUUCUUCCUUGUAUUUGAGCGAAAGACGUUCUGCUGGUCACAAGGAGCAAUGCUGGAAUUUCGUGUUACCUGUUUUCAAGAAAAAGACAACUACUGUCACUAAAAUCAACACAUUCCGAUAUGCCACCUAUCCUUCUGGUUGGUUCUUUGUACGUUCUUAUGUCUAUGGUUCAACCACCGAAUCUCCUUUGGUCUUAACUGCUCGCGAUAAAUCUGUUGAAUUGAAAUCCCUUGAUCGUCAAAACUGGCAAUAUCAACUUUGGUCAUACUCUUCUGGAAAAUUGGUCAAUUAUGCCACUGAUUUAUCUAUCGAUGUUAGCUCCUUUGCCGCUGGCGCUGACUUGAUCCAAUCCAACUCAACCAAUCAAAAGUGGUACAUGACUGUGGACGGUUAUCUUAUCUAUGGAUCCUCUGAUUCUAAACUUUCUCUUGCCGUUGAAAUCCAAGAAAAGAACAAAUACAGACUCACACUUUCUAGCCACAAGUAUUCUGAAGAAUUACGUUGGGGUUUCUUGAUUCCCAAGUUCGGUUACCGUUACGGUUCCCAGGUUCUUUCCCAAUGGUCUAUUUCAAUCCUUAGAGAAUGGCGUAGCACCACCACAACCACUAAAAAAAUCAAUCGUCACCCUGUUGCUCAAUGGCCUCAAGGUGAAUUCUACAUUGGUGGUCCUGAUGGCCUUGCCUUAGCUCCUGAAAAAUCAGAGGCAGGUUCUGAACUCGUCAUGAAGAAGCUUCAAGUUGAUCUUAGCAGUUUGUUCAAGUGGACUUAUAAAAAUGGAUAUCUCGUGCAUUGUGCUACUGGUCUGGUUAUGCGUGCUCAAGAUAAAUUUACAGAGGGCGCUAAACUUCAAUUGAGCUCGGAAGCUGCUGGUGAUAUUUAUCAAUCCUGGACUAUGAGAACUGAUGGUUCCAUCAUGUCUAAGAGAGAUGAGCAAUACGGUCUUAACCUUGUUCAAGUGAAUGGUGUUUGGACUAUCAGAAUUACAACCACCACUUACUAUUCUUGGAGAGUUCUCUAUGGAAGAUACGAGACACGUUACUCUGAACAAGAAAAGAAGGAUGUUUCUUACCUUACAAGUUUCCAAAGAAUUGUUUUAUCUAUCUGGACUUAUCAAAAAAGUGCUGAAGUUGAACGUAAAUUGGUCACUCAUUCAUACGGUGUUUUCCCCAAGGGAUGGAUCUUUAUUCGUUCCAAGUGCGACGAUAGCCUUAUUGUUACUGUUUCUGACAAAAAGAAGGGAGCUAAAUUGAUUUUGGCUAAAUUAGACUUCAAGAGUUACAGACGUCAAUUAUGGAGAUACCGUAGCGAUGGUUGUUUAGUCAAUUUCGAAACUGAUUAUGUGAUCGAUGUUGCUGGUGGUAAGCUUUUAUCCAACUCAAACAUCAUUCAAUGGAGUCCCAAAUUCUUGCGUGCAAGUCGUAAAAACCAAAUGUGGGGUCUUUCCAUCGAUGGCCAUCUUCAUCCUCAAUCCAAUUCUAACUUGGUCCUUGGGUCCUUAACUGAUGCUAAGGAAGGUGCCGAAUUAAAAUUGGUAAAGCGUGGUGAUUUGUCACUUGAUUAUCAACAAUGGACUUUUGCCUCUCCUAUUUUCAAGAAUUGCACCCAUACUACCCACGCUGCUCAACAAGCUAAUAAGGAUAGUCUCGUUUUAGAAAAGGUCGGAAGUGCAUACUCGUUAGAACAAUCCAGCUCAGAGCGUUACGAACGUGUCACAAAAACGAUCAUCACUCGUCGUUGGGGUGUUUUCCCUGAAGGCGGAUUUUUCAUUCGCUCUACCCACAACGGUAAAAAUUUGGCAUUGACUGUCGAAAAGACCGAAUCUUCAGGCUAUAGAAUCGUUAUCCGUACAUUGAACUUUAGUGCUUACAGAUGGCAACUUUGGACCUACAAGGAUGGUUACUUGUAUAACGAAGAGACCGGUUUGGUUCUUGAUGCUCAAUCAUCUCAAGAUAUUCCUGUUGAAGGAGAGCAAUCCGAAGUUUACCUUAAAGAAAAGGCAUUCAAUGAAGGUCAAUUCUGGGACCUUGGUGUGGAUGGUGAAAUCCACUUGAGAUCCAAUGCUAGAUUGGCUAUUGGUGUUGCAAAUUCUGAUGAAGCAUCUGUCGAAGGUGCCAAGGUAGGUAUCAAUAAAAUUCGUAUCAUUCGUACUAACGUAGAUGGAAAGCAAGUCUCCACACUCAAAUCCGAACAAUGGUUACGUUGGUCUUUCUCUAAGCCCGUAUUUGGAAAGCGCGUUGGUGGUUCCACCGAGGGUGAAUUGGAAAUUGAAAAGUGUGAAGAUGAGAAGGUUACUGUUAAGGAAGCCGAGGAAGAGUUAGACGAAGAGGAGGAGCAAGAGGAGGAGGCUGAAGCAGAGGCCGAAGCUGCCGCAGAGGCUGCAGAGGAGGAUGAGUUCGAGAUCCAAACUCCUAUUCAAACACCUUCAUCAUCUACCUCCACAUCUUCUAAUGCUGCUGGUGUCGCCAUCGUUACUGCUGGCGCCGUUGUUUCUGUGGCCUCAGGUGCUGCUGCUGCUAUCAAUGUAGUUACAGAAAAUCCCAAGACCGAGGAAAAGACCCACGUUGCUACUAUUACUACCGUCGAUUCUUCUGUUAAGACUGACCUUGCUGCCACUGUUGAAGCUCCUGUCAAGGCUGAAGCUCCUGUCAAGGUUGAAUCUCCUAUUAAGAUCGAAGCUCCUGUCAAGAUCGAAGCUCCUGUUAAGACUGAAACUCCUGCUACAGUUGAACCUGCUGUUUUGAAGAAGUCUGAUUCAUCGAGAUCUAACCGCCUGCACCGUAAAGACUCUUUCCAAUUGGACGAAAAUUAUAUUCCUACUGGUUUUGAAAAGAUUGUACGUUACAAAACACACCAUAACGGCCUUCCCUCAGGAUAUUUCUUCAUCAAAAGUUCUUUGCAUGGUUAUGUUUUAGAUGUUGUUGGUGAUAUUAAGGAACACAGUUUUGCUGUAUUGACACGUAUGAAGUCAACCGAUUAUGCUAGUCAACUUUGGACAUAUCAGAAUGGCUUCUUAGUUAAUCUUAAGGGCCGUACUUUAGUUUUGGAUGCUGCUACUGAUGCUCUUACUGCCGGUGAGCGUCUUCAUCUUUCUACUCGUCAUGCCAAGAAUGAAAAUGCCGAAGACCAAAUUUGGGAAUAUGCACCUGAAAAGUGUAUCCAUCUCAAGGCUAAGCGUUCUCUUGUGUUGUCUCUCAAGGAAACUAAGCGUUCCGAUAAGUAUGUUCAAAUCGAUGUUUACGUUCAAGAAUCCAAGUCUCUUGUUAAGAAGGAAGCUCGACCUGAGCAACAUUGGGAAAUUUUGGUACCUGCUUUGAUUCCUAUCAGCCAAGGUGAAUCAGGUGUCAAAAUCAUUGAAUCCGGAAAGGUCGAAAAGGUUACUAGCUCUGCUUCAGCUGUUAUUUCUUACAAGUGGCUCAAGGAAACCUAUUGCCAUAAGGUCACAUCCCAAAACCAAUGGCCCGGUACUGAAGGUUGGUUCUUCAUUCGCUUCGGUGUGGAGAAAUACUUCUUAGGCUCCGGCGAAACUGCUCAAAGUCAAGUCGGUCUUUACAAACUCUCUGACGAGAUUGAUUACAGAAGAUUCUUAUGGACUUAUGUUGAUGGCUACUUAAUUAACUAUAGAUACAUGCUUCGUCUUAUUUUAAGUACUUCUCAUCAAUGGGUUUUGUCCAACUCUCAUAGCACUCUCAACCAAAAGUUUUAUAUCUCUGCUAAUGGAUCUGUCUCUGUUCGCAUUUCCAAGACUAUUUACUAUAUUCGUUUUAUUCGCACAACUUCUGGUUCUUACAAACUUGGUAUCACUUCCGAUAGUACAUCUAGUGAAGCUCAAGGAUUGGAGCUCCAUAUUCCCGUCAUCUCUGACGCUGAAUAUCAGAAGAAUUCAGUUUUAGCUAUUGCUUCUGCUAACGCAUGGAUCUAUAAGCAAAAAUCAGACUGGAGCAUUUUAACAAGUAACACAACUCAAAGAGGUAUCUUCCCUGUCUCUACUUGGUUCUUUGUUAAGGUCAGCGGAUCCUCUGACGAAUUGGUUCUCGCUGUACAAGAAAACAGCUCUCAACUUGUUUUGAAGAAGUUGAACUUUAAGGCUUUCAAGAGUCAGUUGUGGACAUACAAUGAUGGUCUUUUGAUCAAUUAUGGCAACAAAUCUGUGAUCGAUAUUCAAGGCAACAUCGAAUUAUCUUCCAAGGUCAUUCACUCAACUGAAGCUGGUGUUAGUAGCCAAAAGUGGAUUUUAACAGCCGACCAAUACAUCGAACUCGAUAGCCACGAUUAUUAUGUUCUUGGUUCUUCUGAUAUUAAAGAUAAUGCUGCUGUUUUACUUGGUACAUCUAAUGCUACAAACUCUGUUAAGACAAUCCAAUGGAAGUUCUCUGUUCCUGUAUUUGGUAAGGGCACAACUAAAUUAUCAACCGCAUACAACAUCACCAAAGCCAUUGAGAAUGGUGUUGCUAUCGAAAGUACCCAAGAAGUUCCUUCUGUAAAGAAAUCAGCUUUGACUCUCACACGUACAAACAAUAAGAGUUCUUACAUCAUUUAUCGCGAGAUCCGCUUAAUUAUCAGCUGGUGGAGAAUUAUCUUUAUUCGACGUAUCUCUAUGUGCCGUACCCAAGAAGAAUAUCUUGAUGUUCUCGAGGAAUACCGCCAAGUUUUAUAUGGCCGUUUUAUCCAAUAUAUCAGUGUAUAUGGCGCCACUAUUAGUAGAGAAGAACGCCGUGCCCUUGAACAAUCUAUUGAGGAAGCCAAGUCUACUCUCGAAAAAGAAAUUUUCAACAAAUCAACUACUUACCUUAAGACCUUAAAGUCCGACCAAGUCGUUGAUGCAGAUAAAUUCGAUAUCGUUGCUGUUGUCACCAAGUCUUGCACUGAUUUGGAUAAGAAGUACGAAUCUGUCGUCGCUAAAUAUGAGAAGGAUAAUGCCGCUAAGAAGGAGAGUGCAUCUAACAAUGUUGUAACGGAAAAGAAAUCUCAAUUGCAAGUGGACAGUGUUCUUACUACAGUCAGCACAAUCCAGGUUACAAUCCGUUAUUGGUAUAGAAUCCUUUACAUUCGUAUCACUGAGGCAUCUAAGAAUGGUGCUAAGCCCGAAGAAAUUCAAAAGUUAAUCAAGGAUUCUCAUCAAGAAGUACAAAAUGAAUUAAAGAAGUUGAGCCAAUCCACAACUACUACCGUCAACAAUUGUACUACCCUCAACGAAGCCGAUAAGAAGUCAUUGGAACAAACCGUCACUGCUGUUAUCGAAAAGUCUAACACCGAAUUAAACCACUUCGUAUCCAAGGUAGAGAAAUCUUCAGAUGUUGCUUCCGUCGAAAACUGGAAGAAGUUGACAAACGAGGUUGAUCACAACUUGAAUGUUAAAUUCAAUGAGUGUAAAAAGAUUAUUCAUAAGUGCGAUACUGUUACCAAGCCUGAGCUUGAGAAUGAACAAGUUACUCAAGAAGAUGUUGAAGAUUCUACUAUUGAAAUUGUUACUACUUUGGCUGAAUCUAAAGCAUACGUUGUAUCUUGGUUUACAAAUGUUUACAAGGACCUCUCUUGGUCUAUUGAUCAUCAAUCUGUUUCAAAUAACUCCCAAAAAGAUACCCUUACUAUUAUUGACGCCGCUGAACUUGAUAUUAUCUCCAAGAUUGAUGAGUCUACAGCUUUAAUCAGUGUACUGUCUGCCAACCUUACUUAUCUUACCUGGGCUGAGCGUCGUAGCUUGAUCACUUACUACAUUACCAUGAAGGGCUAUAUCGUAGCCAACAUCAAGCAAUUCAGACAAUCCCUUACUGAGUCCACUGAUAAGGAUACUAUUCUCAAGAUCUGUCAUUCCACCUUCGGUACCGACGGUCAAGAAGAUAUUGUCAAACACAUUGAUGAAAUUUUAGAAAAUGUCACAACAAAGGGCACAACUUCUACCUCAACAAUUGUUGUUGAAAACGAAAAGGGCACAACUACUGUUGUUGACGUUGAAGAAUCAGUUGGUGUUAUUGAAGAAAAGAAGAAUGUUUCGGUUAUUGAUGAGACCAACCAAUCCAGAGUUACUGUCACUAAGGAUUUAGUCCCUUCAAAGGAUAUCAAAAUCAUUGAAAAGGAUUCCCAAUCAGUAACCAUUGGUGUAAUCGAUAAUUCUGAGACCACAUCUCCUCACAUUGAUGUUGUUACCAAUGUCUCUGAUACAAUUACCGUUGGUGCUAUCGAUGUCCAUGAAGCAACCACUGUUGAAACUGUCAUCAAGAACCAAGAUUCUGUUACGGUCGGUUCCGCUGUUGUUGAUAAAAUUACACCUGUUGACACUGAGAAGACAACCUCUACAAACACCGAUGUCAUUACCAAGGAGUCAGAAUCCGAAAACACCGAUAUUGUUGAAGAUAACAAAAACAAGCUUGUCACCAAGGACACUACCGUCAUUGUGACUAAACCAGUCACCAAGGAGACUACUGUGAUUGCUUCUAAGCCUGUUGAAGGUGUAACCGUUGUCGAAGAAGUUAAGAAGCACGCUGAUGUUAUUGUUGUUGAGGACAUCAAGAAGCAAACUGAUGUUGUUGUCGAAGAGAAGCUCUCUA
This is a messenger RNA of Mucor mucedo, 8178 nucleotides long. RefSeq lists its product as uncharacterized. The record is from RefSeq and is a predicted model, not a curated record. The transcript has 10 exons. The annotation marks the transcript as partial. NCBI's taxonomy places the organism in Eukaryota, Fungi, Mucoromycota, Mucoromycetes, Mucorales, Mucoraceae.